Messenger RNA from Camelina sativa (false flax), 2163 nucleotides. RefSeq lists its product as uncharacterized. Lineage: Eukaryota; Viridiplantae; Streptophyta; Magnoliopsida; Brassicales; Brassicaceae. Gene Ontology annotation, biological process: mitochondrion organization; RNA processing. The record is from RefSeq and is a predicted model, not a curated record. Gene Ontology annotation, cellular component: mitochondrion. Gene Ontology annotation, molecular function: mRNA binding; protein binding.
UUCCAUUGAGAGCUUUUCUCAAGAAAAGACUCAAAACUUUAUUCGUUUCUCGUGAUAGAUUUGUUACGUUUGUUCCUAAAAUAUCAAAAAAAAAAUUGCGAGGGUUGCUGUUGUGUUAGCUUCUAAAUCACCAAAGAGGCUUUUGGAAGAGAAGCUCAUCUCUUUCUUGGAGUCAUGUGAAACCCAGAAACAGCUUCUUCAGGUUCAAUCACAAACUGUAACUCAUGGUUUACAACAUAACGAUUACGUCGGUCCCAGAAUCGUCGCCGCUUGUUGUAGAAUCACGAGGAUUGAUUACGCACGCCAAGUGUUCGACGGAAUCUCUCAACCAAAUAACACUUUUUUUUUUUUUUUGUUUUCCUGCUCCGUCUGUCUUCUCCGGUGGCCGGUGGGUCGAUUUUGGAUGCGGAGAUUGAUUGCGACUGCGACUGCGACUGCGACUGCGAUUGCCUCAUCGACGGCGAAGAAGAUAGCUUUCCCCAGAGGAAUAGGAGGAGGAGGAUCUGCUGCUGCUGCUCGAGCUUUUUCUUGUUACCGAGAGAAACUGAGAGCAGGGCUUAAUCAUCACUCCUUGAGGUUUGAAGAUGCGCUUGAUUUGUUCUUCGAGAUGGUUCAGUCUCAACCCCUACCUUCCGUUGUUGAUUUCACUAGACUGCUCACUGCUGUUUCCGAUAUGAGAAGAUACGGCACCGUCAUCUAUCUCUCCCAGCAGAUGGAGCUUUUUGGUAUUUCUCACGAUCUCUACAGCUUCACCGUUCUGUUGCAUUGUCUCUGCCGAUGCUCUCGGCUCUCUCUUGCUCUAUCCCUUCUUGGGAAAAUGAUGAAACUUGGGUUUGAGCCCACCAUUGUCACACUUGGCUCUCUCCUCCACGGUUUCUGUCUCCGCAAUCGAUUCCACGAUGCCCUUUCCCUCCUUGAUUCCAUGGCUAAAUCGGGAUACGAACCCAAUGCUGUUAUCUACAACACUCUCAUUGAUGGUCUCUGCAAGAACGGUCAUCUCAAUAACGCCUUGGAGGUUUUCAACAUGAUGGAAGGAGUCCCAGGGGAUCUUGUUACCUACAACACUCUCUUAACCGGCCUUUGUUCUUCUGGUCGAUGGGACGAAGCCUCUCGCCUGCUGAGAGAUAUGAUGAACAAGAGAAUAAACCCUGAUGUUGUCACUUUCACUUCAUUGAUCGAUGCAAUUGCUAAAGCAGGCAACCUUCCUGAGGCUCAAGAGCUGUACAAGGAGAUGAUACAAGCCUCUGUCGAUCCUAAUGCUGUCACUUACAAUUCACUCAUCAAUGGGCUCUGCCUGCAGGGUCACCUGUACCACGCCAAGAAAACAUUCCAUCUGAUGCUAAGCAAGGGUUGCUUCCCAAACUUGGUGACCUAUAACACUCUCAUCAAUGGUUUCUGCAAGUAUAGGAGCGUAGAUUACGCGAUGAAACUCUUCCAAAGGAUGUCUCUCGAAGGAUUGGUUGGGGACACAUUCACUUACAACACUCUUAUCCAAGGGUAUUGUCAGGUUGGUGAACUACGAGCUGCCCUAAACGUAUUCAGCUUGAUGGUGUCUUGUCGAGUGACUCCUGAUAUUAUAACUCACUGCAUUCUGUUACAUGGUUUUUGUGUUAAUGGGGAGAUUGAAAACGCACUGGCCAAAUUCGAUGAUAUGAGAAGAGGUGAAAACUGUAUUGGUGUUGUUGCGUAUAACAUUAUGAUUUACGGGUUGUGCAAGGCGGAUAGAGUGGAAAAAGCUUGGGAAUUAUUUUGUGAGCUGCCUUUCCAAGGAGUGAAGCCUGAUGCUAGAACAUACACUACAAUGAUAUUGGGACUGUGUAAAAAUGGGCCAAGGCGUGAAGCGGAUGAGCUGUUUAGAAAAAUGAAAGAGGAUGGGAUCAUAUGCCAGUUGAAUGGCCCUUUAGGAGGAGAGGAGAGAGCAUGACACAAGUAAUCAGGACUUAAGGAUUCUCGGCUAAUUUUGUUGUUGCAGUCAUCGUCAUAUAUUGAAGGAUUGUGGAUUUGAUUUGGUCAGGACAAGUUUGAAGAAGCACUCAAGCACAAAAACUGUUGCAGAGAUAAUUUUUGGAAAUGUAAAUUGUAUGAUGAAGCAGGUGUUAGCAUGUAGAAACCUGAACUGAUUUAGCAUUCUGUAUAUAAGACUUUGUAUGUACAUGAGGAUGA